This is a messenger RNA of Synchytrium microbalum, 756 nucleotides long. RefSeq lists its product as uncharacterized. The transcript is spliced from 3 exons. NCBI's taxonomy places the organism in Eukaryota, Fungi, Chytridiomycota, Chytridiomycetes, Synchytriales, Synchytriaceae. Gene Ontology annotation, cellular component: mitochondrial inner membrane. Bases 1 to 756 code for a protein of 251 amino acids. Gene Ontology annotation, biological process: potassium ion transport; proton transmembrane transport. The record is from RefSeq and is a predicted model, not a curated record.
AUGUCGGGCUCAAAGCUUUUAGCUCCAUUCAAAGUUCUAGUUUUACCAUUGGGUCGCAACAACAUAUUCUUUCACUGUCAUGUCGCAGACCACUCACCUCUGCAUAGUUCGAUGGACAAGCCCAACAAGUUUAUAACAGCUGCCCACAAAACUACUGCGAAACUGCAUAAGAUGUGGCAUAGUUGGGGGGAAGCACCCGAAAAAUCAAUUAAGAAAAGGACAUUUGAUCUGGGCACAAACUUGCUCGACAGGAUACCCGUCGAAGAGAGUUUUUGCAUGUCUAUUCCCUCUCUCAAAGGGCAUCAUGCAUCCUCACUAGGCGAGGUGGAAGUCGCUUUCGUCGGCAGCUUGCAGCAAACAGAAGUGGAACAGAAACUGCAUGCUCUUGUCAAGAGUAGAGAUGCGUUUCAUAGACGCUGGUUUGCUCUGUCGUGUCUAUGUCUUCCAUUUUCUUUGAGUCUGUCGAUAGUUCCUGGUCCCAACUUACCAAUGGCAUAUAAUUUAUAUAGAGUGUAUUGUCACUAUACGGCUAAAAAUGGUGUUGCCACGUUAGGUGAAUUCCUAAACAUCAACAGCAUCAGUUACAAGCCUGUUGAUGCUAGUAUCACGUAUGAUGCUGACACGGGACUGAUAAGCCACGAAACAAUACUGCAAUUGUCCCGGUUGUCUGAAGACGCUGAUGGGGUAGAGACUGCGCUAAUACGAACAAAACAUCAGAUAAUCAAGACACUACCACAAACUAAUGCAAGUGUAUAA